Molecule: messenger RNA, 2216 nt
Organism: Phacochoerus africanus (Common warthog)
Lineage: Eukaryota; Metazoa; Chordata; Mammalia; Artiodactyla; Suidae
Gene: RNF149
Product: ring finger protein 149
Exons: 7
Coding region: 355-1533 (392 amino acids)
Source: RefSeq, a predicted model, not a curated record
UGGCCCGCAGGAUCCCCGGGUUCCGGGAGCUCCAAGCGGCAGAAAGGUUGAGACGCUCUCAAGCACUGGAAGACCUCCGCCCGAGCGCACCUCACUGGGGUCUGCAGGGGGGAGGAACUGGCCCAGGCCCCGCCCCCGCCCCUCCGCCGCUCCGCCAGGUGCGCGUGCGCCGCAGUCCCGCCCUCGCCGCGCCCCUCCCGUCCCUCCUCCAGGUGCGCGUGCGCCGCGGCCCCGCCUGCCGCCCGGACUCUCUUUUCCCGGGCUCGGCCGCCGGCGGCCGCUUCUCCGCUCUCCUCAGAGCCCUUGUACGCGCGCUCCCUCCGGCCCUCCGGGAGUCGCCCGGCGGCAGGGGCCAUGGCGUGGCGGCGGCGGCGGCUCCAGGCCCGCGGUGCGUUGGCGCUGCUAGCGCUGGCCCUGUGCGCCCCCGGCGCCCGGGGCCGGGCACUCGAGUGGUUCUCGGCGGUGGUGAGCACCGAAUACGUGGACCCGCAGACCAACCGGACCGUGCGGAGCGUCUCGGAAAGCGGCCGCUUCGGCGACAGCUCGCCUAAGGAGGGCGUGCACGGCCUGGUGGGCGUCCCGCGCGCGGAAGACCGCGACCCCGAGGGCUGCGAGCCCUACACGCGCUUCCUCGUGCCUGGCGUUCAAGGGGCCGCGCCUUGGGUCGCGCUGGUGGCGCGCGGGGGCUGCACCUUCAAGGACAAGGUCUUGGCAGCGGCUCGAAGAAACGCCUCGGCGGUGGUCCUGUACAACGAGGAGCACUACGGGAACUUCACUUCGCCCAUGUCCCACGCGGGAACUGGAGAUACAGUGGUCAUUAUGGUUAGCUACCCAAAAGGAAGAGAAAUUUUGGAGCUGGUGCAAAAAGACAUUCCAGUCAAAAUGACCAUAGGGGUUGGCACCCGCCACGUCCAGGAGUUCCUCAGUGGUCAGUCUGUGGUGUUUGUGGCCAUCGCCUUCAUCACCAUGAUGAUCAUCUCCUUAGCCUGGCUAAUCUUUUACUAUAUCCAGCGCUUCCUGUAUACGGGCUCUCAGUUUGGAAGUCAGAGCCACAGAAAAGAAACAAAGAAAGUUAUUGGCCAGCUUCCUCUUCAUACUGUAAAGCAUGGAGAAAAGGGAAUUGAUGUCGAUGCUGAAAAUUGUGCAGUGUGUAUUGAAAAUUUUAAAGUAAAGGAUGUUAUCAGAAUUUUGCCUUGCAAGCAUAUUUUUCAUAGAAUAUGCAUUGACCCAUGGCUUUUGGAUCACCGCACGUGUCCAAUGUGUAAACUUGAUGUCAUCAAAGCCCUGGGAUAUUGGGGGGAGCUCGAAGAUGGGCAGGAGGUGCUCGCCCCGGAACCUGCCCCCGGGGGCGUUUUGGCUGCAGACCUGAGUCUUUCAUUACCGGAUGGUGACAGAAGUGACAACUCGGUGUCAUCCUCCACCAGCGACAUUGUGCCACAGUGUGACGGCAGUUUCAAAGAGGACACAGGCGAAAACACAGCCUUACUGGAAACAGGCAGGAGCGAGCCUCAGCACGGAGGACCAGUCUCCUAGCGAACGCCCCGCAGACGGUGUCACGGACAGAGCUUGGGCUGGAAUUAAAGGACAUUUUAUUUUGUUUACUUUAGCAGAGUUUGUAAAUGUGAAAAUAAUGUACAUUCUUUUACCUUUUAGGUUCUGAAACAUACAGGGGGCUAAGAGAGUUUACUCUUAAAGAGACUUUUUGAUUAGUCUUCAUAUAUUUAUCUACUAAAAUAUAUCAUUUAGGAUAAACAACAUUGUUUCAGGCUAUUGUAGAGGGGCAGCUGGGGGCAGCCUUCCAAUGUGUAGGACAGCUGGUCUUUCUAAGUCCUAGGCUGGCUACCUCGUUGCUUUAAAAAUAAGGUGAAUUCUAUUUUCUCACGGAUGGUUCUAGACUAAUAAGCACACUGAACUUAGACUAGUUGAAAUGGAGUUUUGUAAUUAUAUUCGGCAGUUGAUCACAUGAGUUUCCCUGGAGGAAAGACUUUUUAGAACAUUAAACUUGGAAAUAUGAGAGGAAUCUGUCACUUUCUCUGUAUUUCCAAACCUCGGAGUACUUUCAUUAUUGCUUUUUAUUUGGAAUUAUGAGAAAAGCACUGGUUGACUUUAGGAUUUGCAUUUCUCCCAUUUAUUGCGUACUUUCUCCUAACAGCCUUGAUGGGGAGGGGAAUUUGUCCAUGUUUUCUACAAUAAAAAAGCUAAGAUUCUGUAUUGCA